GCAGGCACACGCGUAACAGCUCGUGAGUUUUCGCUGCACAAAUCCGUGACGUCGUCCUGGUCGUGGGACGGGGUCGUCCCUAGCGUUGAAGUGCUGCAUCACAACGCGAAGCAGGACAUCAGGAUGCUCCUCGUGCUCGGCGAUAGUUACGCGCACCGGUUCCGCUCCAUCUGCGACGCUGGCGACUCCAUAACCGCCUCGGGCUGGCGCGGGGCCUGCGUGGGGGACGACGAGUUCCGUCGCUGGGCCAUACGUGAGGCGGUGCUACGUCGGCCACAGCGCGUGUUCCUGAUGGUCGGCAGCAACGACCUGGCACGCCCAGUUUUUCGCCUGCGUAGCUUCUUUGCCCUGCUACGUGAGCUGCUCCUGGGACUGCUGGCAGCCGGGGUGGAAGCAGUUUUUCUUCUGCCGCUGCCCCCCAGGACCAGACUUCGCCCAAAUGACGUGUCUGCCCAGCGAUACCAGCGGCGUCGUUGGCUGGCCAAUCGCUUUUUGAGGCGAAAGUUUUUCCGUCCCCCGGUGCAGCAGGUGUCAUUCGUCCCUUCUGACGCUUUUCUCGGUGCCGAUGGCGUUCACCCGUCUCAAGCGGGAUGGCGUGCAUUAUUUGCAUUCGUCCGUGCCGCUCGGUGUUAGGCAGCUGGAUCCCUGACGCUGAGCCCAUCACUGCCUCGCGCUCGUGUGUUGCCCCGUCUACUUGGCGCCAUAUGUAAAGCCUGACAUGUCGCCGCGUCAUAUGACCACGUAGUGCACACGUUUUUUGCUAUCGCAUUAUAUUUUGCUGCCUUGCUCCUGACUCCUGUCAAUAUAUGUUUUGUAGAUGUAUAUAUAAAUAUCAGUCAGUCCAUUUAUAUGUCAAUAUAUGCAAAAAUGUUUAACCUGCAUGUCUUUUGUUUUCAUGCGUCGGAGUGACCAUGCCGAAGGCAGCCCGUGUCGCGGGGCGUGCACGCGCCCAACCGCCGCGCGCCGCCGUAGCCGCAGCCGCCGCCACUCGGCUGAGGCUGAGGGCCGGAGGGCGUCGGCGCCACGUGCCGCGGCGGCCCCAGCGCCGCCCGCCGCCGGCGCACUGGGCUCGGGCGCCCCGCCACCAGAAGCCGUCGGCAGAGGCGCUCCGACACUCUCCGUCGACCCGGCACAGCUCCAGGACAUGAUCAGUGGGAUGAUCCGGUCGGCGCUGGCCUCGGCCUCCAGCGUGCCCGAGGCUGCCACCGGCCCUGCACCGACACCGGCCUCCGGCGCGCCCGAGGCCUCCACCGGCCCUGCAACGGCGCCGGACGCGGUGCUCCGACUCGCGGCGGCGGCUGCGCCCACCACAAGUGUUCCGGCGCCUGCGGCCAGAAGCGGACGACUCACCGGCGCCAUGGGACUGGGAGACCUGCAGCACCCUGACAUUGUCUCCGAGCUAGCUGAUGCUGCGCUGGCACCUGCCACCAUCAAGGCCUACCGCACAACUUGGGCGCAGUUUCGACACUUCCUCUGCCGUCCUGCGCCCCGUGACCUCUUUCCAGUCUCGGUGUCACAAGUGGUUGAUUUUCUCGCGCACCGUUAUGACGCCGGCUGCGGCUCCGCGACGCUCGUCAGCAUAUCUUCAGCCAUCUCAUACGGCCACAAAGUUCGUGGUCUUGUCGACCCCACCGCGGAUUUCCGAGUGCGUCAGGUGCUGGCCGGUGCCCGCCGUCUCCGGCCGGGCGGCGACUCCAGACUGGCCAUUACCGUAUCCGAUCUCGGCCGCCUAUGCUCGGUGGUCGCAGCUCUGCGGUUUUCCCCUCUCGAGCAGACAGCGUUCAGGGCCAUUUUCACCCUGGGUUUUUUUGCUCUUCUUCGUCCCAGCGAAGUCCUGCGCAGCGGGCAGCAACAGCACUACCUACGUCUUGGUAACGUCGCACUCCGAGAUAACACUCUCACAGUCACCAUUCCCUCUUCCAAAACGUCCGUCGAACCAUUCACAACUCAGCUGACGCGCCGCCCGGACAUCACCGUGUGCCCGGUCUCUGCCGUGGAGGACUAUCUGCGCGUGCGUGGGUCGGGACUUCCGCUCGAUGCGCUGUUUAUCGGUGAUAACCGCCGCCCUAUCACGUGCCGCGCUCUCACCUCCGUGUUACGGCGGGCAGGCCGCAUGGCCGGACUGGAUGCUGCCCGCCUUUCGGGCCAUUGUCUGCGCAUAGGCGGCGCCUCACACGGGGCCGCCGUUGGCAUGACGGAGCUGCAGCUCGGCCAGGCCGGCCGCUGGUCCUCGCAGGCCCUCCGACGGUACUUGCGACGUCCGGUGACCGUCCUCCAGGCGACUCCCAGUUCCUCAGGGUUCUCUACCCAUGCCGGCCGGGCUGCUCGCUGAUGGUCCUGAUGUGGGUGCGACCGUCCUUGUCGUAGCUGCCCGUCAUGUCCAUAUGUACAUACUGUGUGUUAUGCGCAACCACUAUGUCUAACCCGGAAUCAGGAAUGUUUCAUAUGUAGCGUAGAUGUUUGCAAUUGAUGUAUUCGUUUCGUGCGCGCUGCCCAAGCUAGCUUGCGGGUUCGGGUGGGGUUAGUGGGCGUUUCCUCCUCACCCAAAAACAAGCAGUGGUGACCGCCAUGUAAAUACAUAGACCCAGAACCACUGUCAUGUUUUUGCUAGCGCAAGCGUAGCGGAGAAAUGCGACAUUGGCGUCGAAGAACAGAGAGCCAAUGUCAUUUCUCUGCGGCGAGCGCGCAAACGAAGCGCCACUCCAUAGCGCGCGCUGAUUGGCCGCGGAAAGUAGGGCGCCGCGGCCCGCCUCUGUACUUUCACUACUUUCACUCUGUACGCCUUGAGCAGGCACACGCGUAACAGCUCG
Messenger RNA from Amphibalanus amphitrite, 2810 nucleotides. RefSeq lists its product as uncharacterized. The record is from RefSeq and is a predicted model, not a curated record. Gene Ontology annotation, molecular function: DNA binding. Gene Ontology annotation, biological process: DNA integration; DNA recombination. The coding region runs from base 860 to 2332 and encodes 490 amino acids. The transcript is spliced from 3 exons. NCBI's taxonomy places the organism in Eukaryota, Metazoa, Arthropoda, Thecostraca, Balanomorpha, Balanidae.